GGGGUGCAGGUAGACAGAUAGAGAGGUAGAGAUAGUCUUGGUCUUGGUAAUCUCAUCUGAGGCCUGGUGAUGAUGUCUGGUAGAGCGCAGUGCAAUUGACAAACGCAACUCAAAAGUGCAUUUCUGGAUUCCCACCGAGACGACCUACACAAUGAGCUGUGGUUGACGAGCAGCCUUCAACUUCCUGUAGCUGCACCACGCAGCUGGCAGUCUUUCAGCGCCUCGCACGGAGAUCUCUGCUUCUCAGAGCAAAGGCAGACGGUGUGAAGAGAGGACACUAAAAGAACUUGCAAAAGACACACAGGUUCACCGUCUCCCCAUAGUCGGCUUACUGGCCCUUGCCAUGGCAAACUAGUGGCUGGGAUUGCUCUGUGUUAACAGACAUUCAUGUGCUGUAUGGGUUUUUUCUCCGUGUUCGCUUAAGUAGAGGCUUCUGCCGUGUGAGCAGACAGCGAGUUAAGGAUGGCGAUGACCCUGAAUGAGUUCACCCGCUCCGUAGAUCCCGGAUCUCUGCCCAGGAUCCUGCAGAUUCAAUCAGGCAUCUAUGUCCAAGGGUCUGUGUAUGAGAUGUAUGGGAGAGAGUGUUGCUUUGCAAAUGGUGAUCUCAUCAAGGUCACUGAGAUCAGGAUCACUAGGUUCAUUGCUGAAGGAUCCAAUGGCAUUAAGGUUGACCUUCCCUUGGACUACCCAGGUCUUUUCAGGAUAUUGACUGACUCACAGCCAUAUCAUAGCAUUCAGGAGAUCAGUGACUCGCUCCAAAUCGGCUCUCACAGACGUGGCCAGCCUGUCUUCUACACGGCUGGUGACCUGAAGCACCCAGACGGAACGGUCAAAAAGGGAGCGAGUUUCCGAAUCACGGGCCACGGGGUGGACGGGGGCCACGAGUGUGUGGACUGCGAGCUCACCCAGAGUGAGCCCAAGCGCUGUUUCACCCUCAGACUCUCUGAGCAAGGCAAGUUCUACGAGUGCGACGACAGCCAGUUCUACACUCUGAAGGAACUGGCUGAGUGGAAAAUGUCCAAGGGGCGGACGAGGACUGUGACCAAAGCGAAGUCAACGCACCUGGAGAAUGCUGUUUUACCAGACCCACUGGAGGACUACAAAGGAGAACUGAUUCUCACUCCAGUACAUGAAAUAGAGGCUAUAAUGAAAUUUCGAAAGGAUAUGGUCCUAAUCCCAGCCACCCUGGAUGUGGAGGUCGUGGACGUAACAGAGCAACAUGACUCUGCAGUUUUCGCGCAGCCCCUGUCUCUGAUGGAAGUGUACAAAAAACCCGCGGAAGCGUUCCCUGUGGUGGCCGAGGUUAUAGCGAGUCCGGUGCACGUUGCAGAGGAGUUAUCCUUCAUCUCCCACUCCAAGCAGAUAGUGAUCCACCGUGCCUUUGAGGCCAAGCGGGUUAUAGCAUCGGAAAUACGUCGCGGCAAACAGAGGCGCUUCCUCGUACCCAUAACUUACAAGGGCAGGUUCAAACGGCACCCUCGGGAGUUCCCCACUGCCUACGACCUAGGGAUGGCGCAGAGCAGCACCGAGCAGCUCCACGUGGUGGCAACCAGGGCUUUCGAGUCCGACGGCUUCCAGGGCCAGUCCCCCGUGCAGGUCGGGGAUCAGUUUCUGAUCAAGAAGAGAGCCAGCAGCAGCAGCAGCAGCAGCAGUAUCAGCAGCAGUAUCAGCAGCGGGGGCUCUGAGAACGGGGUGGACAAGAUGUCUGACGCUCUGGCCUGCUUUAAGUUUGAGGGGAAGAACCACGAGGCCGUGCAGAUCCCCAUGUACCACGAGGGCUGCUUCAUCGAGGUCGUGCACGACAAACAACAGUACACCAUUGCUGACAUCUGUCGUCGUUUCCCCCUGCCCUUCAACAUCAAAGUGUCCGUGCGAGACCUCUUGGUGAAGGAGGACAUUUUAGCUGGGGCUUCAGGGCUGCAGGUGGAAGAGGAGCUCACUGACCCCCACCUACUGGUAUCAACGCUAGACCUGUCUGAGUGCUGGGAGGUGCCGGUAAGCCGCACCAACGUGACAGUGCAGCUGCAACAGAGAUGGCAGGGCCUGGCCAGCGGUGCCGAGCCCACCGGGCACGCUGUAGUGGAGGAGAUCGGGGAGGACAGCUACUACACUCUCCGCAGGUACGCCGCAGCCAAUCUCCAGCCCCCACCGCGGCCCCCCAAGAACUUCAGGCCGCCCACCGCUAACUCACUGAGGGUGAAGCCACCCAGACCAAACAAGCCAAACCGUGCCAGCUCCCCAAAGAGUCCACAUUGUAAUUCCCCCAAACCGGAGGGGAUAGUGGCGUCUGACAGCUUUUCAAAGCAGAGGAGGAAUACUAUUGCAGUAAGCAGUGAGAAGAGGCCAUCCAUAACUCCUACCACUCCGCCCAGUAGAGAAAAAGUUGCCACAGUCAAAAGUAAGGAUAUUCCUCAAGAUUCAGUAGUGGAUGCUGUGGACGAGGACACUCAUGACUAUGAAUACAUUGACGAGGAGGAACUUGACUUCAUUAGGAAAAAGUUCCAUGAGGAAGCAAUUCUACGCAACACUGUUAAAGGAAAGCCGAAUACCUUUUAACAAAGUAUAGAGUCUGAGGAGGAGCAUGAAUGUAUUAAUCAGAUAAAAGUCAAUGCAAUAAUUUAUCAUUUGUCUCCAUAUAAUACAUGUAAUAAUUGUAAUAUGAUCAUGUCUUGGUGUUACAUAUAUUCUGGUUUAUAAUACCAAGUUCC
Clupea harengus (Atlantic herring) is the source of this 2708-nucleotide messenger RNA. RefSeq names its product thymocyte selection associated (gene themis). Gene Ontology annotation, cellular component: cytoplasm; nucleus. The record is from RefSeq and is a predicted model, not a curated record. Gene Ontology annotation, biological process: T cell receptor signaling pathway. Lineage: Eukaryota; Metazoa; Chordata; Actinopteri; Clupeiformes; Clupeidae.